This is a messenger RNA of Fusarium coffeatum, 2982 nucleotides long. RefSeq lists its product as uncharacterized. The record is from RefSeq and is a predicted model, not a curated record. Lineage: Eukaryota; Fungi; Ascomycota; Sordariomycetes; Hypocreales; Nectriaceae. Gene Ontology annotation, biological process: nucleoside metabolic process. Bases 1 to 2982 code for a protein of 993 amino acids. Gene Ontology annotation, molecular function: catalytic activity. The transcript is spliced from 4 exons.
AUGGAUAACCCUGCAUCUCAGAGCUCCAGACGACGCCGGUCUAUCAGAAUUUCUAUACUCUGCCCUCAAGAAAGCGAAGCACACUCGAUCAUUGCGCUUUUCGAUGAGCAUCAUACCGACGAAUCAUACGGGCGUACCUUUGGUGAUGAUCCCAAUCAGUAUUCAAUAGGUACUAUAGCAGGGCGCGAUGUUGUGGUCGCCUAUCGUCCUGGCGCUGACCAAUCCCUGUCUGGGGACAUCGCGAAAUGGUGCCGCAAAAGCUUUAUCAAUGUCCAUCUAGCAUUGGUGGUUGGUAUUUGCAGUGGGUUACAUAACUAUAUUGGCAGCGAUACUCUCGCUGGCGAUGUUAUCAUCGCCGUUCGCCUCAUGCAUUAUGAUCAAGAACGGGAUAGGCACAGCAUCAUAGGUACCUUACCAAAGGGUGGCAAAGGAAGGGAAGUGCUCGAGAUGAGGUAUCUCCUGCAAAAGCAAAAACAAUACAAAUCGAAAGGCGCCACUAAGGAUCCCGCUCGGUCUGAAGAUGUUCAACCUGGAGCUGCGGAAGGCAAUCCGAACGAAAGAACAAGCCCAAAAGUGUACUACGCAAGUCUCACUUCAGGCAGUAUAUAUAUGAACCCCAAAGCCCUUCAAUUGGCGCAGCAGAUGGGAGUCCUUGGAGUUGACGUAGGAAGUCUCGAUGUAUCGAAGGUGUUUCCUUGUGUCGUUAUCAAAGGCAUCUCCAACUAUGGCGACGGCAAUCAGAAAGCUGAGUGGCUAGACAAUGCAAGGAAGUCGGCAGUAGCUUCCACGAGGGCUCUUCUUGAGAAUUGGAACAAGAUGUUGCGGGCUGGCAAAUCCGAACGCAACUAUCUAUUAAAAGUUCUGCACUUUCCUGGUUUGGACGACCGGGAAAACGAGAUUCUUGAACAGUAUCCAGACGCAUUCGCAUGGAUGCAACAUGGAGAUCCCGAAGAGGAUACCGAGAUUAGCGAAGCCCAAGAGAAUCGACGAAAAGAAUGGUAUAAAUUAAGAGGGUGGGUGGCAUCGGAUGAACCAAUCUAUUGGAUUGCCGGUAACGCAGGAUCGGGCAAGAGUAGCUUCUUGGCACGUCUUCUUGAGAAGUGGCCUUCAGACAUCAAUAUCGUCUCUCAUUUCUUCUGGGAGCCUGGCACCGGCGAUAUUUUGCGCGAGAAAAUGCGGGCAAAGCCAGGCGAGGUAUUGGAUGAUUGGGACGAGAAGAAGCUGGAGUCUAUACUCUUACACUAUCGCGACAAUGCAUUCCGGAAGCUCUACAUCAUGAUCGAUGGUCUAGAUGAAGUUGCUGCAGGGGACAUGACAAAAUUGCUUCGUUUUAUCAACUUAUCGGCCACGUCAGAAUUCAAGUUCUGCGUGUUGAGCUCUAUGAAUGAGGAUAUUCUGCAACGACUUCAAGCACAUUGUGUGCUCGACAUGCACGAGCUUUCAGGGCCUGACAUAGAAGCCAUUGCAAAGAAUACCUUGGAAAAAGUGGCGACAGACAAGCGUUCAGGUUUCAAAAUGGACGAUCUGGUACUGGACAUAGCAGAAAAAGCGGAGGGCGUAUUUCUAUGGGGUCUGAUGGCUUCCAGAUCAACGAUGCGAGACCUGAACGAUGGAGAUUCGCACGACGAUAUCAUAGAAGAGCUCUUCAGGAUGCCCGAGGGUAUGGAGGGUCUAUGGACUUACAUCAAAAAACAAAACGCCAUCAACGGCGCACUCUUUGACAAAUACCUCUCCAUAACACUCGACUUACUCUUCAAUCACCGCAACAAAGUCACGGUCUUCGAAGUCAUGAUGGCCGUGAAGCCCAAACUACUCGAGGACUACAUUUUCAAGAAGAAACCAGUAUCUGAAGCCGACUUAAAUACUAAAGCGGGAAAGGAUCUUUGGAAGUCAUCCAGACUGCCAGAGAAAGACAUGCGCAUCCUCGACUGGAAGCUUCGUCUGGCCACAUGUCGAUUUUAUCCCAGCAAAAAGCCAGUAGACUCAGAUUCGAGUCGGCUACUUGGCUUGCUGGAACAAUGGGAAGAUGAUUAUCCUCCACAGCUAAUCAAAGAACUCAUUGAGAUGACAUGGAGACAGGUAUCGCAGGAUAAUCUACCAUCAGUGGUAGAACCGGAAAGCAACAUGAUGCCCUACCCCCGAUCCAAGAAAGCCAUGUUUCUUAUGGAAUUGGCCAACCUGCACCGCUAUGACUCUGUAUGCGAUGCCGUACGUACUCUCAACGACAGCGAUGAGCAUGAUACCAUGUAUUGUGUCUUUUACCACAUGUGCACCAGCUACAGUCUCGAAAACAAAGACAAAGCACUGGAUUGCAUCUUCAAUAUCCUGAACAAGGGAUACAAACCAGAUUGGAAUAUAGCCCAGAACACAACGGCAGGCUGUUUUGGGACUCCGUGGGUACAAUUUCUCUUGGUUAUCAUCAAUCUCCCCAGGUCAGCGGACAAGUCCAAAGAUACAUCGAUCAGCCAUUGGGUAUCACUCUUUAUAAAACUUUUCCUCGACCGUGGUGCCAGCUUGGAGAUGAGACUUCCGGUUGUGUUUUGGCCGGGCGUAGGGCCCUUUACUGGAAAAUAUGCCAGAUCCUUUUAUGGGAUUAACCUGAGUAAAUCUCGAUACUUGUAUAUUGAGAUGAACGUCAAGGCGUUGAUUGAACUUAUUGCGAGUUUGAGAAAGCAAUCUGGUUCCUCAAUCCAUCGCGGGUAUACGCUCCCUAACGUGCAGUCAUACAUGAGGGUUGUCGGAUUCAAGGCUGGGGCAGAUGAGGAGAUUUCCCUAGUGACGUACGAGACAGACUCGGAUUUGUUGGUGGAAGCGGUGAGAAAGAUGUGUGAUGUUGAGUCGGAGGAUGACGGUGAGAGCAGGAACCAAAUGUGGGAGAGAGCAGAUGCUUGCACGAGGCUGAUGGAGAAGUUGGCGAAUGAGUGUCCCGCAGCAACGGAGGAGUUGUGCUGGAAAGGGACACCAUGGAGGAUGUAUACGUAG